Messenger RNA from Pteronotus mesoamericanus, 5335 nucleotides. It is a transcript of the gene SUCO, whose product is annotated as SUN domain containing ossification factor. Lineage: Eukaryota; Metazoa; Chordata; Mammalia; Chiroptera; Mormoopidae. Bases 127 to 3876 code for a protein of 1249 amino acids. Gene Ontology annotation, biological process: regulation of bone remodeling; protein folding in endoplasmic reticulum. Gene Ontology annotation, cellular component: membrane; cytoplasm. The record is from RefSeq and is a predicted model, not a curated record. The transcript is spliced from 24 exons.
GCCGCAGUCCUUCGGACUCUCGCUCCCAUCCUCGCACUCCUGCUCCGGCUCCUCCAUCUUGGCCUCGGCGGUGGCGACUGCCGGGAGGAUGUGCCGCCUUCUGGCCGGGGGAAGAAGGAGGAGAAGAUGAAGAAGUACCAGCGGGCCUUGGCCCUGGUCUCCUGCCUCUCUCUCUGCUCGCUGGUUUGGCUUCCCAGUUGGCGUGUGUGUUGUAAAGAGAGUUCUUCAGCUUCAUCAUAUUACUCUCAAGAUGACAGUUGCGCACUAGAAAAUGAAGAUGUACAAUUCCAGAAAAAGGAUAAAAGAGAGGGACCCAUCAAUGCCGAAUUCCCGGAAAAAGUGAGUUCAAAUUUACCUAUUCCUCCAGAAGAACAGAAAUUAAAAGAUGACUACGUUGUGGAUGUGCAAAAUACGGAGUCAAAAAAGUUAAGUCCGCCUGUGAUUGAGACACUCUCUUCAGGUGAUCUACAUGAAGAUUCUUCCAGUGUAGUUGUGGGCAGUGAAAACAUUGAAAAUAUUUCCAGCUCAUCUACCUCAGAGAUCAUUCCAAUCUCAAAACUUGAUGAAAUAGAAAAAUCUGGUACUAUUCCUCUAGCCAAGCCCCGUGAAACUGAGCCACCUGAAACCGACUGUGAUGUUGGCGAGGCCCUGGAAGCCAGUGCUCCUGCCCACCAGCCCGCCUUUGUCCGUCCACACGAAAGCCUUGUUGGCCAGCAUAUAGAAAAUGUGUCAUCUUCACAUGGCAAAGGAAAGAUAACAAAAUCAGAAUUUGCAUCAAAAGUUUCAGCAAGUGAUCAGAGCGGUGGUGAUCCAAAGUCUGCAUUGAAUGCUUCAGAUAAUUUAAAAAAUGAGAGUUCUGAUUAUACAAAACCAGAAGAAAUCGACCCUACGUCUGUAACAAGUCCCAAAGACCCAGAGGAUAUACCAACAUUUGAUGAAUGGAAGAAGAAAGUUAUGGAAGUAGAAAAAGAAAAAAGUCAGUCAAUGCACGCGUCUUCUAAUGGAGGUCUACAUGCCACGAAAAAGGUCCAGAAAAAUCGAAACAAUUAUGCCUCAGUAGAAUGUGGUGCCAAAAUUUUGGCAGCUAAUCCAGAAGCCAAGAGCACAUCUGCUAUUCUUAUAGAAAACAUGGAUCUUUAUAUGUUGAAUCCUUGCAGCACUAAGAUUUGGUUUGUUAUUGAACUUUGUGAACCAAUUCAAGUAAAGCAGCUUGAUAUUGCAAAUUAUGAGUUAUUUUCUUCUACUCCUAAAGACUUUCUGGUUUCCAUCAGUGACAGGUACCCCACGAAUAAGUGGGUUAAGCUGGGGACUUUCCAUGGUAGAGAUGAGAGAAAUGUCCAGAGUUUCCCUUUAGACGAACAGAUGUAUGCGAAAUAUGUGAAGAUGUUCAUCAAGUACAUAAAGGUGGAGUUGUUAUCCCACUUCGGAUCGGAGCAUUUUUGUCCAUUAAGUCUCAUAAGGGUAUUUGGCACUAGCAUGGUGGAAGAAUAUGAAGAGAUUGCUGAUUCCCAGUAUCAGUCAGAACGGCAAGAGCUAUUCGAUGAGGACUAUGAUUAUCCACUGGAUUAUAAUACUGGGGAGGAUAAAGCCUCAAAGAAUCUUCUUGGUUCUGCCACAAAUGCCAUUCUAAAUAUGGUGAAUAUUGCCGCUAAUAUUCUGGGAGCAAAAACUGAAGACCUGACAGAAGGAAAUAAAAGUGUAUCUGAGAAUGCCACUGCCACAGCUGCACCCAAAAUGCCUCAGUCCGCUCCUGUUUCGACUCCUGUUCCUCCGCCUGAGUUUGUGGCCACUGAAGAACAGGCGCACGACACAGAGCCAUCGUCACCAGAUACUCCCAAAGAAAGCCCCAUUGUCCAGCUAGUUCAGGAGGACGACGAGGAGGCGAGUCCAUCUACAGUGACUCUUCUGGGUAGCGGAGAACAGGAGGAUGAAUCGUCACCCUGGUUUGAGUCAGAGACACAAAUAUUUUGCAGUGAACUGACCACAAUUUGUUGUAUUUCUAGUUUUUCAGAAUACAUAUAUAAAUGGUGUUCAGUUAGAGCUGCUUUCUAUCGCCAACGCAGCAGAACUGCUGUGAAUAAGGAAAAAGGUUACCUUGUGUCCGCUCAUCCACCACUACUGCUUCCUGCAGAAUCAGUACCUGUGUCAGCGCAGCCUCCAUGUGGAGAAGCGGACAGCAAGAGCAAGGAGAAGGAAGCUGAAACCGUUGUUCUAGGCGACCUAAGUAGCGCACACCAAGGUGACUUGAUGAAUCACACUCUAGAUGUAAUUGAACUUGAACCAAGCCAUCCUCAAACUCUUUCUCAGUCUCUUCCCUUGGAAGUGACUCCAGAAAUCAGUUCAGUAUCUAAAAUGGAAGUAUCUGAGCCUAUUAAAUACGAGGCAGGACACACACCAUCACAAGUGAUUCCGCAGGAGAGUUCUGUUGAGGCUGGUAAUGAAACGGAAAAGAAGUCUGAGAGUUUGGGUUCUGUAGAGAAGCCAUCUGUGGUCUCUGAAACUAAACUGAGUGAAGUAAUGGAUAGUACUGUAAAAGACAACACAGACUCCACGCAAAUUAUCACAAAGCUCUCGGAAACAGUAGUGCCACCUGUAAACACAGCUGCUGUGCCAAACAGAGAAGAUGGGGAAACCAAAACAAGCAGAGCCGAUGCACCAAAGCCAGUGCUGACCCCUGCUGUGGAUCCUGCCUCGCUCCCUGAAGCGAAAGAGGAGGAGCAGUCCCCGGAGGAUGCCCUUUUAAGGGGCUUGCAGAGGACAGCUACGGAUUUUUAUGCUGAGUUGCAAAAUUCUACAGAUCUAGGAUAUGCUAACGGGAAUCUUGUACAUGGAUCGAACCAAAAGGAGUCAGUGUUUAUGAGACUUAAUAAUCGUAUUAAAGCCUUAGAAGUUAACAUGUCUCUCAGUGGGCGCUAUUUGGAGGAACUUAGCCAAAGGUACCGAAAACAAAUGGAAGAAAUGCAAAAGGCUUUCAAUAAAACAAUAGUAAAGCUUCAGAACACUUCAAGAAUAGCAGAGAAGCAGGAUCAGCGGCAGACUGAGUCCAUCCAGCUGCUGCAGGCACAACUGGCCAACGUGACGCAGCUGGUCUCAAACCUGUCGGCAACAGUAGCGGAGUUAAAACGCGAGGUUUCAGAUCGACAGAGCUAUCUCGUCAUAUCUUUGGUUCUCUGUGUUGUCUUGGGACUGAUGCUUUGCAUGCAGCGUUGUCGAAACACCUCUCAGUUUGAUGGAGAUUACAUUUCAAGACUUCCUCAAAGUAAUCCGUAUCCAAGCCCUAAAAGGUGUUUUUCUUCCUAUGAUGAUAUGAACUUGAAAAGGAGAACUUCAUUCCCACUCAUCAGAUCCAAGUCUCUGCAGUUAACUGGAAAAGAAGUAGAUCCGAAUGCUUUGUACAUUGUAGAGCCCCUCAAGUUCUCUCCAGAAAAAAAGAAGAAACGCUGCAAGUACAAAACAGACAAAAUUGAGACCAUAAAGCCGGCGGACCCAUUGCAUCCUGUCGCCAAUGGAGACAUAAAAGGAAGGAAGCCCUUUACGAACCAGAGAGACUUUUCUAACAUGGGCGAAGUCUACCACUCUUCCUACAAGGGCCCUCCAUCCGAAGGGAGCUCGGAGACGUCGUCGCAGUCUGAGGAGUCCUACUUCUGCGGCCUUGCAGCCUGCACGAGCCUGUGCGGUGGGCAGCCCCAGAAGACGAGAACUGAGAAGAGGGCUUUAAAGCGGAGGCGGUCCAAAGUCCAAGACCAAGGGAAGCUGAUAAAAACUCUGAUACAGACUAAGUCAGGGUCCUUGCCGAGCCUGCAGGACAUCAUUAGAGGCAACAAAGAGCUCACAGUGGGCACGUUUGGGGUGACCGCUGUCUCGGGCCACAUCUAGAAUAAUCGAACUUUUCCUCCUGGGGACUUCUGUUGUUCUUGGAAGAACACUCUGUGGUUAUUGAAGGGUUUCGGGGAGGGAGAUGAUGCUAAUGGGAAAAGCAUUCAGAAAUUAUGGGUUCUGCCUUUUUAAAGGUAGAUGGGAUUGUGUCGGUCAGUCUGGGUUGACGAGCCGAAGUCCUGCCAGGCUGAUGACUUCCCACAAGGACAGUGGCAGACAUUUUCUAAAGACGCUUUUUCACAGGUUAAUCGCUGGUAAUUUGGAAGCCCAGUUCCUUGGGCGGGUCAGGAAUAGAAGCCCAAACCUCUUCCUGUAGCUUCGGUCCUAUUUCUUGCACCUUCCAUAUUUAUGUGCCUUUUGUCUAUUUAUAACGCCACUGGAAGAGGAGAGGGGCUUUUUCUGUCAUUUGAUUUCUUUUCUAACUGUUAGUUUUUUGAAGCUGCAAACACUACAAGGCUUUAAGGUGACCUGCUCCUCAAGUUCAGUAACGUGGGUCAGACUGUGUGAAGAGGCUACAGACUUGCCAGCUAGACCUCUGUGUAGCAAACCCACCUGAAACCAACACUUGAUGGAAUUUUGUGUCUGUUUUUAGGUGAAUGGUGAUACUCUUAAAUGUAUUUUCAUUUAAUUUAUUCAUACUGGUUUUCUGUAGUUACAACUCAACGAGGAAAACGAAACUACAAGAUCUUUCUUACAAAUGACUGGUAUUUGCAAAUAAGUUUUUUAUAAAUUCACCUUUUAAACACAUGUAACCACUUGUAAAGGUUGAAACAUUCACAGUAAGCACCGAUCCUCCAUACUGUCACUCACUACAAGUAGAAAAUGUGAAGGUUUGUCGAACGAGUCCAGGUCUCACGUGACGCAGUCGCAGCCCACAGACACGCCCAGACCAGCCGGUGAGUUUGUCGAGCCUCCUCUACGGCCAGGUCUCCAGGGCUGUCCAGUCCCUGGUGUCAGCUUCGUGCGGCCGCGAGUGGCGGAGAUGGACGUGUGAGAUGCCAGGGCACCUGUCUUCGUUUUGUCCUUUUAUUUCUUUUCAUCGGCAGCAACUGUGUUUUGAGUAAAACAGUUUCUUUGUCUAUGUUUGUACAGUGAUGAGUGAGAGUGGCAGGUUUCCUUUUGAAAGGCAGAGAAUUGACCAUUUUGUGUUGUCAGUCUUAAGUUAUAACUUAUUAAGCACUUUCAGUAGUAACUGUGUUUCAACUUGUCUAAUACCUUUCUGAGGGUAUUGUUUGUAAUGUGACUUAUUUAAAGCCUUUUUUGUUUGUUUAAGUUGCUGCUUUAGAUUAACAGUGUGUUUUAGAUGAUUGACAUUUUUUCCCGUCUGUACAAUUAGCCGUUCAGAGCAAGAGGGCCUGGUUGCGCAGGGAGCCACGGGGGAGCGGGCCAGUGGGAGCAGAGGCGGGCGCCGGCCGUGGGGAGGGGACGCUCAGUGUGGAACGACGGAGCUGUAGUGCCG